Hipposideros armiger (great roundleaf bat) is the source of this 3210-nucleotide messenger RNA. It is a transcript of the gene PIERCE1, whose product is annotated as piercer of microtubule wall 1. Lineage: Eukaryota; Metazoa; Chordata; Mammalia; Chiroptera; Hipposideridae. Gene Ontology annotation, cellular component: axonemal microtubule. Bases 899 to 1309 code for a protein of 136 amino acids. Gene Ontology annotation, biological process: axoneme assembly. The record is from RefSeq and is a predicted model, not a curated record. The transcript has 3 exons.
GCGCUGCGGGCCCGGCGCUCGAGUCGUCCAGGUCCGCCGUCCCGGGGCUGCGCGAGGCGCUGAGCCCGGCUCCUGCCCACGGCCGGCUCGGCACCGCGGACGCGCGAGGACGGAGGAGCGGGCCGGAGCCGGGGUCGGGGGGCGCGGCCCCUCUCGCCGUCCCUCCUCCCCGAGUCCCCGCCGGCGCUCUGGGAACCGCGUUGGGGGCGGCCCCGCGCCCUCCAGCUCGCCCCCGCCGGCCGAGGGGCCCACGAGCCGGCCGAGUGGGAGCGAACACCCCGGGCCCUGCGACCCGCGUCGCCUCCGGCCAGUCUCACCCAAACGCUCGCUCUCAAAAAUCGUUCUAAUUUUUAAAACAGUACUUGUCUUAGGAGGAGUCCAUAAAGUUAGGCAACUCCGGGUACCGGGGGGGCACGAAGUCGCGGGGUCCAGAAGCGCCCCUGGUGCGCACGGCGAGCGUCAGGUCCUUGCAGAACUUGAACUCCCGCAGUUCGCUGGUGAAGCCCCGGCAUCGCGGUCUCAUUUGCCCAGAAAUCCACCUUCUCCUGCAUUUGGGACAAUGUCGGGACGUGUCCUGCGCGCGAUGACUGCCCCCCGCCCCCGGCACGCAUUCCGGGGUACCUGACACUACAAGCCCAGGAAGGGAUGCCUUGUUAUCCCGGCCAGCCCGGGCCCUGGGUGCUGGCCCCGAAGGUGCUAGACUUCGCAUUUGGGCCCCGCUGGCCAGCUGGGGGUCCCUGGCCGGAGAGGUGCGGUGCCUUUAAGACCUGACCCACUCUGUCAGGUGACCAGGCCGUCGCUUAGCAACAGGACGCCGCGCGACCCCCGGAGCGCGGGCUGCGGAGAGGCUGUUCCCUGCCUUGUGUUUCUUCCUCGCGCAGCUCGGGUGGGUUGCAGGAUGUCCGGGGAGAACCCCCGAGAGUGCGCGGAGCCUGUGGGGCCCGCGGCGCAGGCACCCCCGGAGAAAACCAGCGACUACUACCGCGUAGCCGAGGACCUACCCGUCAGGUUCAACAACCCGGCGUGGUUCCGGGGCUACAGGACCAAGGAGCCCGCCUCGGUGUACAGGACCAGUAACCAAGCUUACGGGAGCAGAGCCCCCACGGUGCAUGAGAUGCCAAAAGUAUUCUAUGCCCAGUCGAAUAAAUUUUCCAGACAACUUGCAGCUGGUGGAAUGUCCCAGAACAAUACUUUGAACACGCAAGUGGACAAGAGCAUCGUGACAGGUGCCGACAACCACAUCACCGCCUACGACCGGCUCAACUUCCACCCCAGUUACAACGUCAGCAGGCCGUCGUUUUGUGACUGAGGGGACGGGGACACCUCCCUCUGAGGUCUCCUGACCCCAGCGGUGGCCAUCUAGAGACUCAUCACCCCUGAUCUUUGACAAUUUGCCCAGUUGUGAAGGCGACAGAAUUCACUGCUCUCCCUCAAAAGUUUCCCUCUCUAGAUUAGAAAAAUAUGCAAGUGGGGCUGUCAUGUCUUACUUUCUCAUUAUAUCUGAGAUGGAAAAGGUGCUAAUGCCUUGACUUUCAUUACAAAUGUUGCCGCACCCUGACUUUCCAACUCGCCUGUAAUUAAGGAGCAGGUCUGUGGGCGUCCCGGGACCCAAAUGUUGUCCUGAACACCGUUCACCUUCAUCCUUAUUUGGAGGCUUGUUCACACUCGUGACAAAUUAUGGAGCAGGUCCUGUUCUAAAGCGACCUGAAAUCUGCACAGACCCUACAAGGCGGGGAGGGACAGGUGAGCAUGGAUGGGAGUGGUCCAGAGAGGGGAACUGCAGAGCCCUUCCAGAAAGCUCCCGGCAGGAGCAGGCAGGGGGGCCAUGUCGUCCCAGCACAAAGGACAGGCUCCAAGUUCCACUGAACACCCUCCAGCCACGAGGAAGGGCCGGGUGAGAGGCUCAAUAAAUGAACAAGGUUGGCAAGUGCAGGGCUGAUGACCACACGGGAGUUCUCUUCUUCGUGUUCAUUUUAAACUUUCAAUAAAAAGUCAAAAAGGAAAAAAAAAGGCAGGCGAGGAAUAACAUUUUUCUCAGGUGGGGAAAUAGCUGUAUUAAGGGGAUUUUUAUCUCUGUGUACUUUGUCGUCAAUCAGCGUUUCCUGAGUUAGAGGGCCCUCAAUAAGAACUUUUCUGUGAUGGUACAUCUUUCAGACAUAGAUCUCCCGCUUCCAUUAUGACAGCAAGACGUGCUCAUUUCAGGACAGAAGAAACCCUUGUUACAUGCCAUCCAUAGCUUCUUGUUUAUGGAAAUUUUUACCCAAAGAGAGUUUACUCACAUAUGAGUUUGGGAAGAAAUCAAACACCAACUGGUCAUUUCUUCAUUAAAAACAUUUUAUGAUUAAUCCACAAAAUAAACAUUUUGGCAACAUUCUUAAUGUCCAAUUUGGAGUGAAAACGGUUUCCAGAGAAAAUCAAUAUAUUUACUAAAAAGAUGCAAAGCUGAACCUGAAGCCAGGAUUUGUGUAAUGUCCUUCUCCUGAGCUGAAAAACCAGCAGACUCCAGGCAUCAAACUGAAAACGAGUUUUUACAACCCCUCAUUAAAAACACCAAAAUGCUAAGAACUCUUCUGCGUUUAGCCUCUGUUGAAAUAAAAAGAGAAAAAGAAUGCCUCUCAACCAAGUUUCUAAACUCACCACAAAAUAUGAAUUCCCUGCUGGGCAGCUGACCGAGAAGCAGGUCGGAGGCUCCAGGAGAGCAGAAAGCCAGCAGCAAAAGAGCUUUGUCCUCCCCGGCUUCGACUGGUGAGCGCCUGCACUGGGGGACAAGACAGUGCACGCAAAAAGGAAACACCACUGAACUGGGAGAAACGGCCCAGUUCGGCCUGGGAGUGUCUUCCCGCUUGACAUCAACUAACAAAAGAGAUGCCAACCAAUCCAUACACAGACAGGGAAGGUAAAAUAGAGUUUCCAGGAGAAGGCCUAGGAAAUGUCGUCUUCAUGACCUUGGGUAGGUCAAGGUUUCUUAAAGGAAAAGACUCAUGAAUUGGACUUCAUUGAAAUUGAGAUAUAGCUAUAUUCCUAAAAUAAAAUAAAAUAAAAUAAAAAGAUGCCAAGCUCUCCGGUGGGCGCUCCAAAGUGCAUGCUGGCAUCAUAACUGGACACUGGUGGUGGCCAACACACUGAUGUUUCUGUGACAGUUGCUAAUGAGUUACCCUCUAUAUUUAGAAAUAAUAGAAUUAUUAAUAAUUAAUAGACAAAUAGAAUAAA